This is a messenger RNA of Centruroides sculpturatus (bark scorpion), 1645 nucleotides long. RefSeq lists its product as uncharacterized. The transcript is spliced from 3 exons. The record is from RefSeq and is a predicted model, not a curated record. Bases 757 to 1080 code for a protein of 107 amino acids. NCBI's taxonomy places the organism in Eukaryota, Metazoa, Arthropoda, Arachnida, Scorpiones, Buthidae.
CCGAUGCUUAUUGCCAUCAGGUAUUUCUAAUAUUUGAAAACAACAAACUGUACGUUCAGUUUAUUGCAUUGAUAUGUUCUUUGUACACAGCGGUACAAUUUAGCAUUUUGAAAAGGAAAAAGCAUAAUCUUCACUAUUUAAUGAGAGAUUUCAAGAAAGAAGAAGAAUUCAUCGAAAAACGUGAACAUUAUUUUCAUUAUUAUUUCAUUUUUUAUGUUUUCACUCUUCUUUGUUGGUUCACAAUGGUAGUCUUUGCCGGUUAUUUUGGUUUCAGAUCGGGCCAUUACCAUUCUACGAAAUCUUAUUUCUGCCUUUGCGUAUUCGGUUUUUGGUUAUUUCAUGUUGCGUCUCACGCAUGUUGUGUACUUUUGUUUUUCGUAGUUUUUAUCUCGCUACUAGAGAAAAGGUUAAUAAACAUUUCUAAUGAAUUGCAACUUACAAUACACGCAAGAAAAUCUUUCAUUGAUGAACUAACGGAGAAAAUUUGGAGAAUUUGGCAAAUUUUGGAAGAGAUGAACGAAAAAUGGAAAGCUUUGUUUCCUCUUAAUUACAUUUUUUUCGUCUACGAAAUUUGUUUUUGUGUGUAUGUUUUUUUCUUCCUAGAGAUAGGUACAAUUUUUCGUAUAGGUAUUGGAGUGAUUUCAAUGAUUUUACUGGCUGCAACAUUAUUCAUUGCAUGGUCAUUAUCAAUUUUCACAUCUAUCGUGAGUAUUGUUUCAUUCGUAUGACAUCUACGAAAUUAAUAUAAUUUAAUUAAUGAAACGGCUGUCGAGGUUUAAUGAAUAUAUCGAUAUAUUUCAGAUCUAUGACAAUUAUAUCAGCAUCGGGAAAUAUUCAUCAUUAUUUGCGCCCGAAUUUAGAUUUAAAAUGAUUUGUUUCAUGAAGAGAUUUGGAGGAAGACCUUUUGGAAUAUCAAUGUGGGGAUUUUUCUACGUUAAAAGAACUUUCUUAAUAAGGUUCGUCAGUGGAUUGUAUUCUGUUUUCUCUUCUCUCAUUCAAUUAACCGGCGUUCUGGAUAAGAAGAGAUGUUCUACAAAACGUGUUGAACAUUUUACAUUGAAGAAUGAAACAGCUUUUUGAAUAUUGAUUUAGGAAUAUUUAUUAAUAAUCUUUUAAUGCACAUUCGUUAUUAUUCGCAAAACGCUAAAACACUGCAUUUAUACUGUUACUACUAUGCAAAAUACUAUUAUAUGCUAUUUUAAAAAAUAGCAUAUAAUAGUUAUUAUUUUUGAUGGUUUGCUUGUUUGCUUGUAAAUGCAUUGUUUUUUCUUGGUUGUAAUGUAUACACGAUAAGUGGAAAUAUAAGAAUUAUAUCAAAUUUGACCAUUUGAAAUUUUCGCAACUCUCCACGUUUUGAGAACUCCUGAAUCCAAAAGGUAGAAAAAAACAGCAAACAAUUUUCUGAAUAUGCGUGCAUGUGUGUGUGGGAGUGGGUGUGUUGGCGUAUAUUUUGCUAAAUAUCCUAGGACAGGUUAAAGAUUAAUAAACGAAAUUCGUCAAGGUAGCUUGUAUAUGAGGUGCAUUGAUGCUGUUAAAUUUUUGUUUUCACUCUUCUUUGUUGGUUCACAAUGGUAGUCUUUGCCGGUUAUUUUGGUUUCAGAUCGGGCCAUUACCAUUCUACGACAUCUUAUUUCUGCCUUUGCAA